Messenger RNA from Aplysia californica (California sea hare), 1619 nucleotides. Its product is annotated as opioid-binding protein/cell adhesion molecule homolog. Gene Ontology annotation, cellular component: neuron projection. The record is from RefSeq and is a predicted model, not a curated record. Lineage: Eukaryota; Metazoa; Mollusca; Gastropoda; Aplysiida; Aplysiidae.
GGCUGAGUGAGCGGUCGGGCGCAAGGGGGAGAGAACCCACGGCUCGCUCUCAAGGCGAACGAGAGGCUGGUGGAGCCCUGUCUAAAUGUGUCGGCCUCGCAUUAUGCAGCUGUGACGACAUACGAAGAGAUCACGCACGGUGAAGCUACGUGUAUUUCGUAAAGGAAAUUAUAAUCAGCAAGUGAUAGCUGUUUAAAAAAAAGUUCAAUCAAUAUCCCUUUAUGACUUUCAACAACCUGCCAUUCUUGCAAAACCCUUUAAAGUAUCGCAAAAAAAAAGGAAUUGAAAAGGUAAGAAGAAAGCCUGCCCGUUCUCGAGUGACGGUGAGCGCUAUCGAGUUUCUGAUAAGAGAGCCAAGAGUGAUAGGUUAUUAUGCGCUAAACAUACGUUAAAAGAGCCGUGCCUACAACUUUAUACAUCAUUCCUCCGUGGGGGCUGUUAUGCCACACGGGUUUCUCAGCGAGUGACAGUGAGAGAUUUUACGGAGUAUUAGACACCUGUCCACCCAGUCAAGAUGAGAGCAGUUCUCUUCCUCGUUGUUCUUGUGCCUUGCUUCGCCAUCGCAGUGAAUAUGACACCAAGGUUCAACAACUCCCACGAGCAUGUAACGGUGACAGAAGGAGAAAGAGUUAUCUUACCUUGUUCUGUGGAUGUUGCUGGGAAAGAGACGGUAAUAUGGGUCAAUCCCCGUAAAACUCUGAUCAGUCUGGAAGAUCGAAGACUGAUCGAUGAUCACAGGAUCAGUGUCGAGAGACCUUAUAUAAAGAUCUGGAACCUUCUGAUUCGUGACGUCAGAUACAAUGACAGCGGGACCUAUGAGUGUAAGGUCAACACGACUCCGCGCAUGGUCAAGAAGGUCACCCUGGAAGUUCAAGUCCCACCGGCCAUCUUGAGCCAACUGUCCUCUGAUCGGGUGACACUGGAGGAAGGGGAGUCUGCGACUCUUGUGUGCAACGUCACAGGAAUACCACAGCCGAAUGUCACGUGGUACAAGAGGAACCACAGGGAAAUCGUGCCUGUCAAAGAGAGGAUAGGUCUGGAAGGCGAGGUACUGAUCAUUCACAACGUGACGCGUCACUGUGACGACAUCUAUGAGUGCUUUGUCGACAAUGGCGUCCCUCCUUCGGUCAGCAAAGCCAUACGAGUGGUGGUCAACUAUCCCCCAGAAGUUGUUCUUCCGAAUCCGAAAAGGAUAGGACAGCGCCUCGGCAAGGAGACAAUUCUUGAGUGCCAGAUUUAUGCACACCCUCACGGCAUCACGGCUUGGAAAAAGGACGGCCAAACCUUGGAGAGGGGCCAAAAGUAUGACAUCGAGGUGUUUAAGAAUGACGUCGAGAACUCCAUCACUCUAACCCUGCGCAUCUCCAACCUGAGAAAGGGAGACUACGGGAACUACGAGUGCUUCGGCUCCAACUUUCUGGGAGAGGCUCAUGGCUUCUUUAUGCUCUACGAAGUGAAACCUCCCCCGACCACCACGACCAGGGCCACCACGACAGUACGGAGGGUGUCCAUGGGCCCCAUGGAGCCUGGACUGGUCAUCGGGGACCGCCGGCCCAGCACCACCAACGACAAGAACUCCUUGCAGGGCUACUCCAAUAAGGGCAACGGCGGGAACGGUG